Salvelinus sp. IW2-2015 is the source of this 4407-nucleotide messenger RNA. RefSeq names its product sema domain, immunoglobulin domain (Ig), transmembrane domain (TM) and short cytoplasmic domain, (semaphorin) 4D (gene sema4d). Gene Ontology annotation, cellular component: plasma membrane. Gene Ontology annotation, molecular function: semaphorin receptor binding; chemorepellent activity. Gene Ontology annotation, biological process: neural crest cell migration; ossification involved in bone maturation; negative regulation of transcription by RNA polymerase II. The record is from RefSeq and is a predicted model, not a curated record. NCBI's taxonomy places the organism in Eukaryota, Metazoa, Chordata, Actinopteri, Salmoniformes, Salmonidae.
AUCCCUAUUCACCCUGCCUGCUAAGGAUCGCAGAACAACCCUUUUAAACAAUAGACACUCACUCAGAGAAACCCCUCUUCCCCCUCCUCCUCCUGAAAUUGUGUGCAUUCCAGAGGCGAGAGGGAUUUCAGCGCUAUCGCUCCACAACGUGCACCGCUUGACUGCCUUGACAGAGAGAAGGCAAGUCCACUAGAUACUCCUAUUGUUAAGGUAGGGCUGCCAGAGAGGCAAGGCUGCUCUGCUCUCUGUGUGUUGGAUGACUGGGGCUUUCCCUCCUCUUCUUAUUUCUGUCGCAUUUUUGGACAGACUGGGUUGAAUAAUUUAUUGUUGCUGGUGAGAAGGAAGGAGCGGUAUGGCUGGAAAGAGGUGACUACUGCCUCUGGAAAGAGGUGACUACUGCCUCUGGAAAGAGGAGGUGACUACUGCCUUUGGUGGAUGCUUGUAUUUUUUUUCUCUUUGUCAUGGUCAACAGUGUUGUCACUGGUCAUGCUAACAUCUUGGUAGGGGGUUGUGAAGAGUGGAGCCACCUCCAACUGCUACUCUCCCCAGCUGGAGGAGCUUCUGACUGGGCUACAGAGCUUGAUCUGUGAUGUAAAUCAUCUCAUCCUUCACUCCCCUGUUUCAAGCUACUGUGCAGGACAGAAAAGGCCGUUUUCAUGAAUCAAUAUUCGCUAGCUGAAGCCAUGACAGACAAAGGAAACUUCACGGUUCCGAAGCUGCUCCCGGAAUCCAACAUGGUGUUCGGAGUUCUAGGUGUGUUCUUGGGUCUACUCCUUGAGGUUUCUACACACGGACCCCACAGCAUUCCCCGGACCUCUUGGAAACACGAAGAGCUCAAGUUGGUGGAGUUCUCUGAACCCGGCAUCUUCAACUAUUCCACUCUGUUGUUGAGUGAGGAUAAGGAUGUGCUGUACGUGGGAGCGAGGGAGGCCAUCUUUGAACUCCGCAUGACCAAUGUGUCAAUCAAGAACAACAAGGUUCAAUGGAAGGUCCCUGAAAACCACAUGACGAUGUGCAUCGUAAAAGGRAAAUCUAAAGAGACAGACUGUCUAAACUACAUCCGGGUGUUACAAGUGUUGGACGACAAGCGCCUGUAUGUCUGUGGGACACAUGCCUUUCAGCCUGUCUGUCACUACCUGUCCCUAAAGGAUUUCAGUCUGGAGGGUCCAGCGGAGGAUGGGAGAGGGAAGUGUUCCUUUGACCCAUCUCAGAGCUUCACAACGGUCAUGGUUGAUGGGGAACUUUACUCUGGAACAUCGUAUAACUUCUUAGGAAGUGAGCCGAUCAUCUCCAGAUAUUCUCUUUCACAGAGUCUGUUGCGGACAGAGUAUUCAACAUCUUGGCUGAACGAACCCAGUUUUGUUUUUGCUGAUGUCAUCAGAGAGGGGAAGAACAGUGCAGAUGGCGAGGACGAUAAGAUCUACUACUUCUUCACUGAGGUGUCUGUGGAGUACGAGUUCUUUGGCAAGCUGCUCAUCCCCAGGAUAGCACGCGUCUGUAAGGGGGAUCUGGGGGGCCAGCGGACGUUACAGAAGAAAUGGACCAGUUUCCUGAAGGCCAAGCUGGUGUGUUCCAUGCCAGAGCUCAACUUUGUGUUCAACGUGGUUAAUGACGUGUUCAUACUGAAGACUGCUGACUGGAGAGAGACUGUCAUCUACGGAGUGUUCACAUCCCAGUGGGGAAACGUAGGGCUGUCUGCAGUGUGUGCCUACGACAUGUUGUCAGUAGAAAAUGUAUUCUCCAAGGGGAAGUACAUGCAGAAAGCCACAGUGGAACAGUCUCACACCAAGUGGGUGAGGUACAACGGGAUCACUCCCACCCCUCGCCCAGGAGCUUGCAUCAACAACCACCACCGUCUCCAGAACAUCAGCAGCUCUCUCCACCUGCCUGACAAGACCCUGCAGUUUGUUAAGGACCAUCCUUUACUGGAAGACCCCGUCCUUCCCAUCGGCAACGGGCCCAAACUCAUCACCAAGGACGUCAGCUACACCCAGAUCGCUGUGGAGAGGGUGCAGGCGCUGGACAACAAUUUAUAUGACGUCAUAUUCACUGGGACCGAUAAAGGAAUCCUGCACAAAUCGGUGGUGUAUGAUGGGCUGGUCCAUACAGUGGAAGAGAUUCAGCUUCUCCACAAGUCUGAGCCUAUCAAAACCUUGCUUCUGUCAUCACAAGGGACGAGGUCCCUGUACGCUGGCUCGGACUCGGGCGUGGUGCAGUCUCCUACUGCGUUCUGUGACAAGUACCCAUCCUGUUCAGACUGUAUCUUGACCCGGGACCCUUACUGUGCCUGGGACCCAGAUUCUUCCACCUGUGUCAACAUCUUCCACACCCAGGGCCUCACACACCGGAACUUGAUCCAGAGCCUUAACGGGGAUGCAGACAAGUGUCCCUCAGUGCCAGGGCUCUCCGUGGAGAACUACCAGCGUGUGACAGUUAAACCAGGGAGUUCAGCUGAGCUGCCAUGCCUGGUUCAGUCCAACCUGGCCGUGGUGGUCUGGAAGCAGAACAGCAGCACCAUGACCGAGGCCUCCAAGUUCCACCUGAUGGGUGAGACGGGUCUGCUCAUUUACAGCGUGGCCCCAGAGGACCACGGCCUAUACGAGUGCUGGUCACUGGAGUGGGCCCCUGUUGCAGGGAAGAACUUCAGCCGCCUCCUGGCUGGGUAUGUCCUAGACGUGGAUGUCCCCAGGAGGCCUUCACCGCGAGGCCACCCCCCUCAGACCGCCAGCACCCUCGGCUCCGCUCACCCCCACCACCAGUCCACCGCUGCCACUGAAGGUAAUAACGGUAACACCGUGAGACCCCUCCCACUAACUUCAGCCCCUCCCAGCUCCACCGCCCUCACCUCACCACCACCCACUCACAGCGCCUCGUCAUCACUAACCACGCCCCCCAGCAGCAGCAGCACCGCCAGGCUCCUUCCCCCCAGCUCCAGCGCUGUCCCGCUCCCAGAGACCCGGGACCCUGCGACAGAGUACCUCCAACACGACAACAGCAGUACUUUCUUCUUCCUCUUCCUCCUGUUCUUCCUCCUCUUCCUGGCUGCCCUGGUCUACAACUGUUACAUGCAGUACCUACCAGGGCCGUGUCUUCGUCUUCGUGCGGCUCUGCUGGGAAGCCAGAAGAAGCCCCAGUCCGAGUAUUUAGCCUGCGAGGCCGGCCUCAUGGAGCCUGUCACAGUAGACAAGCUGGACGUAAAGGAUCAGAUCCGCCUCUCUCAGAAUGGGGUACAGCCCCGAGCCCUGAGAGACACCGGCUAUGAGACCGAGCCAGAGUGUAGCAACGGCAAGAUCCCCUCUCGCAGCUACGGGGGAGAGGACAGUCCUUCUAAAGAGAAGCCCUUUGACGUGGACUGUGACUCACAGCCUAUUGAAUAUGCAGACGCAGAUCAAGAAGCAUCACCGUACUAAAAGAUGCACAUCUCAGCUUCUCUUUUUACUAGUGCAAGAAUAUUAAGGCUUGUUAUUUAUAGGGUUCUUCUCCCUUGCUGGCUCUCUCCACAUAGUGGGCCUAUACAUACAAACCUGUGUGUUAUACAUAAGCUCAGUGGCCACCUCUCUUUCAGAAGGACAGACUGAGGCAGAUUACUUCAGUUAUUAGGAGGUCAAGUCACACAUCCCGCUUGCCUUCAGAGAUUCUCUUACUCACUCUGGCUACCCCAAGAUCAAUAAAAUGUAGGACCUACUAACUAAAUAUUAAAAUCAUAGCCUAAUCUCUGUGCAAACCUGUAACCAUCUCGCUCUGCAUUUUUCCAGCAAGAAACGCUGAUUUUUAUUCCAAAUUGGAAACAUUGUUUACCAAAUUGGUAAGUUAACUUGUUUUCCAAAUUGGAGCCUUUUUCGUUAUUUUUUUGUACAAUGCGGGGAGCUUCUUCUUUUAACGGUGUUAAAACAUAACAUGGGAACUUCUUCUUCUAAGGCUGUUAAAACAUAACAUGGGAACUUCUUCUUCUAAGGCUGUUAAAACAUAACAUGGGAACUUCUUCUAAGGCUGUUAAAACAUAACUUGUUUGUUGUAUUUUUCUGAAUAUUCAGUGAAUAAGGCUAUUUGACAUAGUAGGUCAGCUGCUUUCCAUCUCAACUUAUAGGACGAGCUCCUAUAGAACCUCUAGGACAAUCUCCUCUAGAACCUAUAGUACCAUCUAAUCUAGAAUCUCUAGGAAGAUCUCCUCUAGAACCUCUAGGACGAUCUGUAAAUUCUCAGGGACGGUUUGUUAGUUCGCUCUAUGCCUUGUUCUCUGGUGGUGGUUAGAAAAAGCUAUGUUGAUAAACAGACAACCACUGGUGGCCAGUGACUGACUGAUGGAAAAGGUGUGGUGAGAUCUAUAGAUAUUUAUACAAUGGGUGGGUCUAAUCCUGGACGCUGACUGAUUAAAACCGCAUUCCAACCGUUGUCUAUUCCACAAGU